Aspergillus aculeatus ATCC 16872 is the source of this 1341-nucleotide messenger RNA. Its product is annotated as acyl-CoA dehydrogenase family protein. The coding region runs from base 1 to 1341 and encodes 446 amino acids. NCBI's taxonomy places the organism in Eukaryota, Fungi, Ascomycota, Eurotiomycetes, Eurotiales, Aspergillaceae. Gene Ontology annotation, molecular function: flavin adenine dinucleotide binding; oxidoreductase activity, acting on the CH-CH group of donors. The record is from RefSeq and is a predicted model, not a curated record. The transcript is spliced from 4 exons.
AUGCCUGCCUCCACACGCAUCCCCCCCAUCGCCCUCCCCUUCGUCAGCGACCGCGCCAAGAAGACCCUGGACCUGGUUGAAGAGUUCGUCGAGAAGGACUGCAUCCCCGCCGAGGCGGUCUUCCAGGCCCAACUGGGCCAGGGCGAGCAGCGAUGGACCACCCACCCGGCCGUCAUGGAGACCCUGAAGGCGCGCGCCCAGCAGCUCGGCCUGUGGAACAUGUUCCUGCCUAAGAACCACUUCGCCCAGGGCGCCGGCUUCUCGAAUCUGGAGUACGGGCUCAUGGCCGAGUAUUUGGGGAAGAGUUUGAUUGCUUCUGAGGCAACGAACAAUGCCGCCCCGGACACGGGCAACAUGGAGGUCCUGGCCAAGUACGGCAACGAGGCGCAGAAGCAGCAAUGGUUGACGCCGCUGCUGGAAGGCCGGAUUCGGUCUGCGUUUCUGAUGACGGAGCCGGAGGUGGCGUCGAGCGAUGCCACGAAUAUCCAGUUGAAUAUUCGGAGGGAAGGGGAUGAGUAUGUCUUGAAUGGAUCGAAAUGGUGGUCCUCCGGCGCCGGCGACCCCCGCUGCGCCAUCUACCUGGUGAUGGGCAAAUCAGCGCCCGACCACCCGGACCCCUACAAGCAGCAAUCCGUGAUCCUGGUGCCGGCCCACACGCCGGGGAUCACGGUGCACCGGAUGCUGACGGUGUACGGGUACGACGACGCGCCGCACGGCCACGGGCACAUCAGCUUCGAGAACGUGCGGGUGCCCGCGGCCAACCUGGUGCUGGGCGAGGGCCGGGGGUUCGAGAUCAUCCAGGGCCGGCUGGGGCCGGGCCGCAUCCACCACGCGAUGCGCACGAUCGGCGCGGCCGAGAAGGCGCUGGAGUGGCUGAUCGCGCGCAUCAACGACGACCGCAAGCAGACCUUCGGCCGGCCCCUGGCCAGCCACGGCGUCAUCCUCGAGUGGGUCGCCCGCUCGCGCAUCGAGAUCGACGCCGCCCGCCUCAUCGUCCUCAACGCCGCCAUCAAGAUCGACCAGGGUGACGCCAAGUCCGCCCUCCGCGAGAUCGCCCAGGCCAAGGUCCUCGUCCCCCAGACCGCCCUGGCCGUCAUCGACCGCGCCGUCCAGGCCUACGGCGCCGCCGGCGUCUGCCAGGAUACCCCCCUCGCGUACAUGUGGGCGCUGAUCCGGACGCUGCGCAUCGCCGACGGGCCCGAUGAGGUGCAUCUGCAGCAGCUCGGGAAGCGCGAGAACCGCGACCGCAAGGCCGAGAUCCGCCAGAAGUUGGAGUGGCAGCGCGGCGAGGGCGAGAGGUUGUUGAGCCAGACCGGGUUGAAGAUUAAGGGCCGGUUGUAG